ACGACAACGGCGAAGAAACAGAGUGAAAGUGAUAUACGCUGUGGGCAUUGAAAGGUACCGGGAAAGUGUUCUACAAAGUAAGUAGCACCACGGUGCGGUUCGGUCAGUCCAGAGGAGCGCAAGCGCAUUAACAUCCUGGCUUGAAAGCUACACCUGAAGCGCAACAACCAACCAUGGCCGGACUCAUUCUUCGUCACCACGGAUGGUCCUCCGUGCGAAAGCUCCUACUUUGCCCUGCGCAACGGCGACGAGUCACACCGUGGCGGUCCCGUGGUGCAUUUCACACCACCGCCAUGCUGCAACGGCUUGUCUCGUUUCAGCUGUCCGACAUCGGAGAGGGUAUUCGGGAGGUAACGGUAAAGGAGUGGUACGUCAAGGUGGGCGACACGGUUGAGCAGUUCGACAAACUGUGCGAGGUGCAGAGCGACAAGGCGUCGGUAACGAUAACCAGUCGAUACGAUGGUAAAAUCUCAAAGUUACACCAUGACGUUGAUAGCAUCGCACUGGUCGGAAAACCGUUGCUCGAUUUCGAGGUAGAGAAGGAUGAUGAAUCUGACAGCAGCUCCGACGAUGAAGGUGUUGCCGCAUCGAAAGCAUCGAAAGCAUCGGCCACAGAUCAAUCAACAAGCAGUACGAGCAGCUCAAAUCCCAACCCUGCGAAACUGCUGGCAACGCCAGCCGUGCGCCGAAUCGCCAUGGAGAAUAAAGUCGAUUUAGCAAAGGUGCAGGCAUCCGGGCGCAACGGACGCGUACUGAAGGGUGAUCUACUUGAGUACCUGCAGCUCAUUCCAGAGGGAACCGUUAAACCACAUCCGACCCUAGUGCAGCCUUCCUCUCCGGUAGUAAGUCAAAUUAUCCCCAGGCCUACUGACGCGAAGGAGGCAGAAACGGUGGUACCAUUGAAUGGAGUGGGUCGAGCUAUGGCGAAAAUGAUGACCAAAGCGCUGCAAAUACCUCACUUCGCCUACUGUGACGAAGUGGAUCUGACCAGUCUGGUGGCGGUGCGGGAGCAGCUCAAGGGUGAGGCGGCCCGCAAUGGAACGAAGCUGACAUACAUGCCAUUCUUUCUGAAGGCUGCUUCAGUGGCGCUCCGCCAGUUUCCAAUCCUGAACAGUUCGUACGUUGAAUCGAGCGAAAGUAUUGUCUACAAAGCUUACCACAACAUCAGCGUGGCCAUGCAGACGCCGCAAGGGCUUGUAGUGCCGAACGUAAAGAAUGUUGAGCAAAAAUCGAUACUGCAGAUCGCAACCGAGCUUAACGCACUGCAGGAGCGAGGUGCUAAAGGGGCACUCACACCGAACGAUUUUGCUAACGGAACUUUUGCCUUAUCCAACAUCGGAAUCAUCGGUGGCACCUACACACAUCCGGUUGUCAUCACGCCUCAGGUUGCGAUUGGUGGACUUGGCAAAACACGGGUUCUGCCGCGAUUUGAUGCGGCCGGUAACGUGACACCGGCUCACAUCAUGGUGGUCAGUUGGACAGCGGAUCAUCGCAUUAUCGACGGUGUUACCAUGGCUAGCUUUUCGAAUCUCUGGAAGCAAUACCUGGAGAACCCUAGUCUGCUACUGCUUGGCUCUAAGUAACUGUGGUGUGCAGCUCUACAACGGUAAACCAUUCAACUGCAUUCCACCACCAACGUUCCAAUAUUGCAUUUACUAGUUUGUAAGGCCACUUGACAAUAAAUGUAGCCCAAACUCAUAUUUAAACGCAGGAAAGCAUGGUAUGAAGAGCUUGAGUAGCAUGUCGAACAUCGCCAUAUGUGCAAUACACUUGCAUUGCCCUUUUAAAGGAAAAUCGAGUUCAUACAAAUUGUGCCAGAAUUGUGAAUUGAUGAUUGAAAAAUAAAUGUCAAUACAAUUGACAAAGACGCUUGUCGUUUGUU
Anopheles cruzii is the source of this 1882-nucleotide messenger RNA. It is a transcript of the gene Dbct, whose product is annotated as lipoamide acyltransferase component of branched-chain alpha-keto acid dehydrogenase complex, mitochondrial. Gene Ontology annotation, molecular function: acetyltransferase activity; lipoic acid binding. NCBI's taxonomy places the organism in Eukaryota, Metazoa, Arthropoda, Insecta, Diptera, Culicidae. Gene Ontology annotation, cellular component: cytoplasm; mitochondrion. Bases 174 to 1583 code for a protein of 469 amino acids. The transcript has 4 exons. The record is from RefSeq and is a predicted model, not a curated record.